Messenger RNA from Helobdella robusta, 2006 nucleotides. RefSeq lists its product as hypothetical. NCBI's taxonomy places the organism in Eukaryota, Metazoa, Annelida, Clitellata, Rhynchobdellida, Glossiphoniidae. Gene Ontology annotation, molecular function: calcium ion binding. The record is from RefSeq and is a predicted model, not a curated record. The transcript has 5 exons. Bases 521 to 1498 code for a protein of 325 amino acids. Gene Ontology annotation, biological process: cell adhesion.
CAAAGAUGGCAUACCGGAUUAUUAUGAUGACGACGACGACAAUGACGGUAUUCCCGAUAUUGACGAUACUGAUGAUGACAAUGAUGGCAUACCGGACUGGCUAGACUUAAAUGACAGAGACACGGACAGCGAUGGCAUAAAAGAUCGAUACGAUCCAGAUGACGAUAAUGACGGUAUAAUCGACAAAUAUGAUUUGGACUCGGACGGCGACAGCAUCCCCGAUAUAUAUGAUCCCGAUCAGGUGGAUACCGACGGAGAUGGAAUACCGGAUUCGCUAGAUAAAGACGAUGAUAAUGACGGCAUUCCGGAUUAUCUCGAUCCAGACGAUAAUAAUAAUGGCAUCCCAGAUCUGCUGGAAGUGCAUCUGAGUCUGGUAGACAAGUCACGUGACACUGACAACGACGGAAUACCGGACUAUCUCGAUCCCGACGAUGAUAACGAUGGUAUACCGGAUUUCAAAGACGCAGACGAUAACAACGACGGCAUAGAUGAUAAACUGCAAGACACAGAUGGAGAUGGCAUGCCGGACUGGCUAGACGGUGACGACGAUAACGAUUCGAUACCGGAUUUACUUGAUAUUGAUACCCGAGAUACUGACAGCGAUGGCAUACCGGAUAUUUUAGAUAGGGACGACGAUAAUGAUGGUCUGGUAGAUGAAGAUGAUGACGACGACGAUAAUGAUGGUAUUCCUGAUCAUCUUGAUCCGGAUCAUAAGGAUACCGAUGGGGAUGGUAUUCCAGAUUGGUUAGACAAGGAUGAUGAUAACGAUGGAAUACCGGACGUUUUGGACCCAGAUGCUGAUGGGGAUGGCCAACUAGACAUAUUCGAUCCGGACCGUAGAGAUACCGACGGAGAUGGAAUACCAGAUUAUAGAGACUACGAUGACGAUAACGAUGGCAUUCCAGAUUCUCGUGAUCCGGAUAUAGAUGGAGACGGAAUACCAAACAAAUUCGAUCCAGAUACCAGAGAUACCGACAAUGACGGAGUGCCAGAUUGGCUCGAUUUGGAUGAUGACAAUGAUGGUAUACCCGACUCAAAAGAUAAGGAUUCCGAUGGAGAUGGAAUUCCUGAUAAAGACGAUAUCGAUUUCAAGGACACCGACAACGACGGCAUCCCGGAUUGGCUGGAUUCUGAUGACGACAACGAUGGUAUUCCCGAUCAAUUUGAUGAUGACGACGAUGGGGAUGGAGUGCUUGACAUUUUCGAUUCCGAUUUUAUUGACACUGACCACGACGGAAUUCCAGAUUCAGUCGAUACGGACAAAGAUGGAGACGGUAGAUCCGAUAUCGAUUCGGACGGUGAUGGGAUACCGGAUGAUGAAGACGAUGAUGAUGAUAACGACGGAAUUCCCGAUGACUUAGAAGCAGAUGAAGAUAAUGACGGCAUCCCGGACUAUCUAGAUGAUGACGACGACAACGAUGGCAUACCGGAUGAGCUAGAUGACGAUAAACUCCACCCACAGCCGAAACAAAAAUUAAGGAAGAAAACUGAACUUUGAAAAAUUUUCUUCGCGAAGAGCUCGAUAUUUUAUGAAGAAAUGAAAUCAAAUAGGAACAAAGGUAUUGUAAACAAUGCAAUAUCUUUCAAUAAAAUGAUUAUUUAAAUGUAAUUGUUAGUCAUUUGUACGUAGCCCAACAUCUGUGUGGAAAUAAAUUAAAUAAGUUUUAUAAUAUUUGAUUCAAGUAAGUUAGCAAAUGAUGUUAAAGUAUUGUAAUAAUUAAAGUUCAUGAUUCAAUUUUGCUUUAAGUUUUAUCAAUUAUCCGCCAAUAAAAGUUAAAUUAUUUUUUUAAAUCAACUUUUUUAAUUAGCGUCUCAUGUUUUAUUUCGAUUUUUUAGAUAAUAAUUUGUUCUUACUUAAAUUAUUAUUCAUUUCGAAAUUUCAUUUUAUUUAUUUCGUAAAAAUAAUAAUAAUUUUUACACCUUUUUGUUAUUCGCAAUGGUCUUUCAUUCAAUUAACGUUAAACAAUAUAAUUCAUUAAAGUGAUUGAUUUUGAAAAAAAUUUAAU